UUCAAAGGAGAACCCCGUUGGUACAAUUCUGCCCCGAGUUCAAGUUAAAGAUAUUGGAGAUAUAACAGAAGAUAAUGUAGCCACCACGUUGAGAAGAGCCAUCAGUUUUUAUUCUACUCUACAAGCUCAUGAUGGUCAUUGGGCAGCAGAUUGUGGAGGACCAAUGUUUCUAUUGCCUGGUUUGGUUAUUGCUUUAUCUGUUACUGGGGCACUGAAUGCAGUGUUAUCCGAAGAGCAUAAGCGAGAGAUAUGUCGUUAUCUCUACAAUCAUCAGAACUGUGAUGGUGGGUGGGGUUUGCAUAUUGAAAGCCAUAGUACCAUGUUUGGUUCAGUUCUGAGCUAUGUUACUCUGAGGUUGCUUGGUGAAAAGGCUAAUGGUGGAGAAGGGGCAAUGGAGAAGGGCCGCAAAUGGAUUUUGGACCAUGGUACUGCCACUGCAAUAACCUCGUGGGGGAAAAUGUGGCUCUCAGUGCUUGGAGUAUUUGAUUGGUCUGGGAACAAUCCACUUCCUCCAGAGAUGUGGCUUCUUCCUUAUAUCCUUCCAUUUCAUCCAGGAAGGAUGUGGUGCCAUUGUCGUAUGGUUUAUCUGCCAAUGUCCUACUUAUAUGGUAAACGGUUUGUUGGACCGAUCACACCAACAGUCUUAUCUUUGAGAAAGGAGCUCUUCACAGUCCCUUAUCAUAAAAUAAACUGGAAUAAAGCACGCAAUGAAUGUGCAAAGGAAGACCUCUACUAUCCUCACCCUCUACUACAGGACAUCCUUUGGACAUCUCUUGACAAGCUCAUCGAACCUUUGUUUAUGCAUUGGCCUGGGAAAAAGUUGAGGGAAAAAGCUCUUAGCACAGUAAUGGAUCACAUACAUUAUGAAGAUGAAAAUACUCGCUAUAUAUGCUUAGGGCCCGUGAACAAGGUCUUAAAUAUGCUUUGUUGCUGGGUUGAAGAUUCUAGUUCAGAAGCUUUUAAGUUGCAUCUUCCACGAUUAUAUGAUUAUCUAUGGAUUGCUGAAGAUGGAAUGAAAAUACAGGGAUAUAAUGGAAGUCAAUCAUGGGAUACUUCUUUUGCUAUUCAAGCAAUCAUUUCAACUAACCUUGUUGAAGAAUAUGGUCCAACUUUGCGAAAAGCACAUAAGUUCAUGAAAAACUCACAGGUGUUAGAUGAUUGCCCAGGCAAUCUUGAUUUCUGGUAUCGGCAUAUUUCAAAAGGGGCUUGGCCUUUCUCUACUGCAGAUCAUGGUUGGCCUAUUUCAGAUUGUACUGCAGAAGGACUAAAAGCAUGUCUUCUACUCUCUAAACUACCUGUGGAAAUAGUUGGUGAGCCAUUGAAGGCAAACCGUUUGUAUGAUGCUGUAAAUGUUAUGCUGUCAUUACAGAAUCCUGACGGUGGCAUUGGGACAUAUGAACUGUCAAGGUCGUAUCCAUGGUUGGAGAUAAUCAACCCUGCUGAGACUUUCGGUGAUAUUGUUAUUGAUUAUCCUUACGUAGAGUGUACCUCAGCUAUAAUUCAAGCUUUGGCAGCAUUUAAGAAAUUAUACCCUGGGUAUCGGAAAGAAGAUGUGGAGCGUUGUAUUGAAAAAGGUGCCGCCUUCAUUGAAAAGAUACAAGAAGCAGAUGGCUCCUGGUAUGGAUGUUGGGGAGUUUGCUUUACGUAUGGCACAUGGUUCGGGGUGAAGGGCCUGCUGGAUGCUGGGAGGAACUUCAACAAUUCUUAUAACAUCCGUAAGGCCUGUGAUUUUCUGUUAUCAAAACAAGUAGUGUCUGGUGGAUGGGGAGAGAGUUAUCUGUCUUGUCAAAACAAGGUGUAUACAAAUCUUAAGGGUAACAAAUCUCACAGUGUUUGUACUGCAUGGGCUAUGCUGGCUCUUAUUGAAGCUGGACAGGGAGAUAGGGAUCCAACUCCAUUACACCGUGCAGCAAAGGUAUUGAUAAAUUCUCAGCUUGAAAAUGGAGAUUUUCCUCAGCAGGAGAUAAUCGGAGUGUUCAACAAGAAUUGCAUGACAUCGUAUUCUGCAUAUAGGAACAUCUUUCCAAUUUGGGCUCUAGGACAAUAUCAAUCUCAGGUGCUUAAAGCUCAAUGA
Molecule: messenger RNA, 2074 nt
Organism: Solanum verrucosum
Lineage: Eukaryota; Viridiplantae; Streptophyta; Magnoliopsida; Solanales; Solanaceae
Product: cycloartenol Synthase-like
Exons: 17
Coding region: 164-2074 (636 amino acids)
Biological process (GO): triterpenoid biosynthetic process
Cellular component (GO): lipid droplet
Molecular function (GO): intramolecular transferase activity
Source: RefSeq, a predicted model, not a curated record